AUGAACAACCCACAUCCACAGUUUCAGCUACAGUGGGAAUCUGAGAUUGUUGAGUAUGUCCAGUUCCUGUGGGAGAAGACAAGAACACGGUCAAAGAGAGGUGAGCCUGGCAAGCUAGGAGUGAAUGUCCCAUUGCUUGGGCCUCGGUUUAUGCCUGCAUUGUACCUGCACAUCCAAAAGCAGUCAGGUGGUGGAGCUGUUGAGCCAAAGGUACAGUACCUCAAGCCACUCAAUAUUGUGCACCUGUUCUACUACCCGCAGCUUGCACAGUGA
Molecule: messenger RNA, 273 nt
Organism: Suillus subaureus
Lineage: Eukaryota; Fungi; Basidiomycota; Agaricomycetes; Boletales; Suillaceae
Exons: 1
Coding region: 1-273 (90 amino acids)
Source: RefSeq, a predicted model, not a curated record